Molecule: messenger RNA, 219 nt
Organism: Entrophospora sp. SA101
Lineage: Eukaryota; Fungi; Glomeromycota; Glomeromycetes; Entrophosporales; Entrophosporaceae
Source: the annotation of a GenBank genome assembly
AUGGUUGCCGAAGUAGGAGCCGAAAAAGCCAAAGCCGGAGCCAAAAAGUUUAAAAACUUUAACGAAGCAAUCGAGCAAAAAGCCCGCGAAACCAAAAUAGAGUAUCAACAGGCUAUCCGCAAAGAAGAAUUUCGCCAAAUCAACCAAGAGAUUAUUGAUGGUUCCGAAAACUAUAACCCGCAAUUAGUGGAAAGAACUGAUACAGAAUUGAUGGAUUGA